This is a messenger RNA of Struthio camelus australis, 456 nucleotides long. NCBI's taxonomy places the organism in Eukaryota, Metazoa, Chordata, Aves, Struthioniformes, Struthionidae. The record is from RefSeq and is a predicted model, not a curated record.
AUGACACCAGUUCGCCUUUUCCUUAUCAGAUUAAGCAAACGGGCAGCUAUGUCAGCGCAGCUGCCGAAGGAGGCAACGCGGCCAAGCGAGAGUCAAACUGAGACUUCCCAAGCUGGCCAGGCUGCGUCACCUCGGCCCGGCCGGGAGGUGGUGAUGGGUGCCACCUCGACGGCGUCCGUGUGGCCGGCGCCCCUGUCCCGGCCAGCCGAGUUCACCGAGGACUGCAAGUUCAGGGAGCGCUUUCAGGAGAACAGCUACAACACGUACGCCUCGGCGGCCCACCGCAGCGAGCGGUCGGGCAGGGAGUGGUACGUGGCCCUCAACAAGCGGGGCAAGGCCAAGCGGGGCUGCAGCCCCCGCGUGAAGCCCCAGCACGUCUCGACCCAUUUCCUCCCGCGUUUCUGGCGCGCCGAGCAGCCCGAGCUCGCCUUCACCGUCACCGUCCCCGAGAGGAAG